This is a messenger RNA of Microsporum canis CBS 113480, 306 nucleotides long. RefSeq lists its product as uncharacterized. NCBI's taxonomy places the organism in Eukaryota, Fungi, Ascomycota, Eurotiomycetes, Onygenales, Arthrodermataceae. The record is from RefSeq and is a predicted model, not a curated record. The transcript is spliced from 2 exons. Bases 1 to 306 code for a protein of 101 amino acids.
AUGCCUACACAUCCAUCGCCUACCUGGACCUCUCCUUGGAAGAAUCAUUUUGACAAGUCAUAUGCUACACUUAUUAGGUCUACCGCCGAGACCGCCGCAUCUUCCUCUGCCUUAGAAUCUGCCCUGGUCGAAAUCUUCGAAAAUUCGACUCAACACCGGCAAACACCAACUAUAAGUAUCACCCAAACCGGUACUCCCCAUCCACCCAGAACCCCCAGCACGCAACGUGAUACCCCCAUAUUAGAGGCCCUUCGCCAGCCGGAACCCACGAUGCUCAAGGAGAUACUCCCCAUCAGCAGGCCAUGA